AUGUCUCUCCCUCUGAUGUCGCUCAUCAACAAAAAAGUCCUCAUCCUCACCGUUGACGGCCGUACACUCCUCGGCACGCUUCUCUCCACCGAUCAACUCACCAACAUCGUCCUCACCAACACCGUGGAGCGCAUUAUCCGAACUCCCGACGACGAUGAGCCCUCAGCGCAGGUGGAGCAUGGCCUGUACCUCAUCCGAGGUGAUAAUGUGGUCAUCUGUGGUGAGGUAGAUGAGAAGAUCGAUGCAGAUAUUGAUUGGUCCAAGGUCAAAGGACAGGUGAUUCGGGACACGAAAAACGUAUGA
This is a messenger RNA of Penicillium oxalicum, 303 nucleotides long. Its product is annotated as U6 snRNA-associated Sm-like protein LSm8. Gene Ontology annotation, cellular component: U4/U6 x U5 tri-snRNP complex; precatalytic spliceosome; U6 snRNP. The transcript is spliced from 2 exons. Gene Ontology annotation, biological process: mRNA splicing, via spliceosome. Gene Ontology annotation, molecular function: RNA binding. The coding region runs from base 1 to 303 and encodes 100 amino acids. NCBI's taxonomy places the organism in Eukaryota, Fungi, Ascomycota, Eurotiomycetes, Eurotiales, Aspergillaceae. The record is from RefSeq and is a predicted model, not a curated record.